This is a messenger RNA of Saccharomycodes ludwigii, 3678 nucleotides long. RefSeq names its product Msc3p (gene MSC3). NCBI's taxonomy places the organism in Eukaryota, Fungi, Ascomycota, Saccharomycetes, Saccharomycodales, Saccharomycodaceae. The record is from RefSeq and is a predicted model, not a curated record. Bases 1 to 3678 code for a protein of 1225 amino acids. The transcript has a single exon.
AUGGUAUCCUUUGGUGGACUUAGAAUAAGUACCACUACUGCCCCGAAUAAUCCACUGAAAAAAAAAAGGGAAUAUAGGCCUCCUGAUCUAUCUAGGUAUGAUUAUCACUACGGUGGUUUACAAAAAAACGGAUAUAGAAUUCAUGAUGAUAAUAUUGGUAUCGAACAACAAAUAGGAGGAGAAGAAGAACCGUAUGGAUAUAAUACUGACCAAAAUAACUCUCCAAUAGAUGAAUAUGCUGCCAAUUACAACAGAAACUAUACUUAUAACAAAGCAUAUUCUUUAAGAAGUAAUUAUUCUGCCUUAUCAAAUGCCAAACAUGCUAAUAAUAGUGUUGGAAGGAAUAAUACUAAUGUUAAAAGAAAAAACAAUGAAAUUCUUAAUGAUGGCAGAAAGUAUAACUCUUUGACUAAUGUAUCAAAACUUAAUGGUCCUAAAAUAGGUAGUAAUGUUAAAACUAUUAGGAAGAAGAAUAAUAACAUUGACAAUUCCAGGAACAAUAGUUUGGUUGUUAAGAAAACUACUGAAGUUAGGGAUGCUUUAGGGAAAACUAAAUCAAUUACUAUCCAAACUAUUAAAAAAAUAGAUGGUUAUGAAUUUGUCAAAACUACCACAAUUGGUGGUGCAGGCACCAGCAAAGAGGGUGAACUUACAGAUAAUGAGCUUUUUGGAAAUGAUGGUGAUAAUAAUAUCUUUGAGGAUGAAGACGAGUAUAUUAAAAAAGAAUUUCAAAACUUUACAACGACAACCACAGCUACAGCCCAUAAUACAGAUGCUUUAUUCAGAAGAAGGUUAAGUAUGGGAAGUGGAGGUGAGAGUCUUAUGGACAGGCAACAACCACAGCAGCAAUCUGAGAUAUAUAUGAAUAAACAAAUAGCUGCAGAUGGUAGUGAACUUUAUUUCGAUGCUUCCUCAAAUGUUGUAUCGACAACUCCUUCGUCAUUGGUACUUUCACACACUAAUACUGGUACGAAUACUAACAUUGGUAGUAAUAAUAAUAAGAAUAAUAAUAAUAAUAAGAAUAUUGGUAAUAGUAGUAAUAGUAAUUCUAUUAAUGUUAAUAAACGUACAAACGGAACAAACAUCAAAAGAGCGAAAAAGAAGCAUAUUACUGCACAAUAUGAUGUUAACCAUCACAUUAAUAGUAGCAACAAAGAAUUAUCCCCAGAGGAGAUGUAUGCAAAAGCUUUAGAAAUUGCUGAAAAGAAAGUAUAUGGUGAAAAUGGCUUGUAUAGAAAAAAUGGUGGCACCAGCGUUUCUGGAAAACAUCAGAUGAGCAGUAGAACAUUAAGAAAGGAUGGUGAUGAUACCAUUGCUGCACCUGCUUUGGUUACAACUACUGUCAAUGAAGCUGAUAAUAAUGUUUCUGGUAGUGGACAUAGUUUUUUUAACAAAUUAAAACAUAAAAAGAAUCAUGUUAAUCAAGAAAUUUUACAAUAUCAUGAUAAUAAUGGUAAUAUCAAUACCUCUGCUGUUCCAAAAAAAGUAUCCGUAGCAUCACCUGUCACGCACGUUAAGAAUAAAAAAUUAACUGACGAAGAAAUGUAUGCUAGAGCACUGGAAAUUGCUAAGCAAAGGGUUUACGGUGUAAGCGGUAUAACGGCACCUGAAAAUGAUACUAAUGUUUCUAGUGGUGGUAAUAAUAAUGAUAAUGUAGUUGCUAAUUGCAGCGAUACUGUCUUAGUAACACAAGCUACUCAUAGCGAUAGUACCAGUACCAUAUCUAGACAUAACCAUGGUGAUUAUGUUGGAGCAGAACCAGGUGUUAUUUUGGCAUCUAAUGAUAAAGCUCAAGAAAAAGCUACUUUACAGAAUGCGCACUCCGUAAUAUCCCCUGAUGUAAGUGUUAAUAACAAUAAUAAUGAUAGUAUUAUUAGUAGUAAUGGUAACAGUAACAUUACUGCUGAUGCCAACCCUACCAAUACAAGACGUUUAUCCUCAGCAUCCUUACUAGAAAAACAACAACGAGAAGAACAACAACAACAGGAAGAACAACAACAACGGGAAGAACAACAACAACGGGAAGAACAACAACAACGGGAAGAACAACAACAACGGGAAGAACAACAACAACGGGAAGAACAACAACAACGGGAAGAACAACAACAAUCUACACCUAAAAAGAGAUCUAUAUUUACUAUUGGUAAUAAAACUGUAUCCCCUAAGCAUUCUACUACUAACAACGAUAAUAAUAAUAGUAAACUUGAUAAUAAAACUGAUAAUAAUAAUGGUAGUAAUAGCAAUAGUAAUAAUAUUUCAAAGUUCUCAUCUCCAUCAAAACUCAUGAAAAAGAAAUCUAAAUUUGGCUUGUUUAAAACCUUCUCUAGAAAUAGUAAGAAAUCACUGAAUAGUGCUAAUUCUCCUGCUGGUGAGAACCUUGUUCUUGAGGAGAAGAUAGCUAGAAACCAAAAUAUGACUUCACCAAUGCAAUUAGAAAUUCAGCAUGAAAAGAAAGUUGAUAAUUUUGCGAGAAAUUCAGAGGGAAACAUUGAAGAAGAAACACAGAAAGAAGAACUACAACAGAAAUCUACUUCUCCGAUGGAAAACAAUGAUAUUACUAUGAAGAGUAAUGAUGGUGAAGCUAGCACAAUACAACAAUUAAAACAAAUGGAAGAAGAAAAUAUUUCCAAAGCCGACGACCUUAAUGAUGUUGAAGGUAGUAAAGCAUUGGAAGUACAGAAUACUGGCGAUAUUAUUGAUUUUUCUGAAAAGCAGGAAAGCGUAGAUAUUCAAAAAAUGCCAGGUAAUUUUCCUGGAGAAGAUGGAGAUGAGUCAAGACCAACAAGUGUCGGAAGCGUUGAUACUGGUGAUAGUAGUAACACUGUUUUUAAGCAAGAAAAAAAUGAUGAGGAUGAUAAUUAUAAAAUGGAAAAAAUCAGUGAUGAAGUGGGAAAGGCAAUGGUAGUUAGCGGUCCUGAUAAGGAUAUAAACAACGAAUCGACUAGUACAGCUGGAAUUGGAAUGGAGAAUGGAGGACACUAUGAAGGAGCAGAUGAAGCAGUUACUAUGGAAAGCCCAAUGAUUAUUGAAAAAACUAAUGAUGCUACCGACGAGCAGACUUCCAAAAAUUCAUCGAUUGUCAUUGUAGGGAAGGACGGAUACUGUGAUAACAAUGAUUUGGCAAAUACUGGAAAUAGUUAUGUUUCAUCACCAUUGGAGGCGCCACAAGAGCAACAGAGCCUAGAAUAUACUAUACCUAAUAUUGGUGAUACUAAAAUUUUAAAUAUUACUCCCAAACAGGAAGAGCAAGAACAAGGUCAGGCACAGAAGCAGGAGAGUCCUAUUUCAUUUGAAAAAAUAUCUAAUAAUAUUAUGGAAAAACAGAAGGUUCCAGCAGGUAAUAGUACCGAUUUUACUGAUAAUACUAUUAAUACCAACAGUAAACACGGUGUUAAAGGAUUUUUUGAUAAAAUUGUACAAUUUUCACAGGAAAAUACAGGUACUCAACCAUCAAAAAAACACGCUAACGAUAACAACAAUGGUGAUAGUAAAAAUAACAAGAACAAAAAUAAGACUAAAUCAGUUACAAGUAUUGAUAUCACCGAGGAAAAAGUUGAAUCUGUAAAACCCAAUCCUGUUCCUAUUAAUGAUAUUAAUGCCAAUGUCACUACACAGCAAGAUUCGUCCAAGAAUAAGAAGAAAAAGAAAAAAAAGAAAUUUUUCAAAUUUAAUUUAUAG